Anneissia japonica is the source of this 3094-nucleotide messenger RNA. RefSeq lists its product as uncharacterized. The record is from RefSeq and is a predicted model, not a curated record. NCBI's taxonomy places the organism in Eukaryota, Metazoa, Echinodermata, Crinoidea, Comatulida, Comatulidae. The coding region runs from base 51 to 1331 and encodes 426 amino acids. Gene Ontology annotation, molecular function: protein binding. Gene Ontology annotation, biological process: regulation of apoptotic process. The transcript is spliced from 6 exons.
AUUAACUAAGCAUUUAGGGUUUGAAUACGACGAAUAAUAUUACUGACAGCAUGGCAUCCACUGACGAAAUAUCGAAAAAUGACUUUAUGUUUUUAAAAACGGAUGUCUCAAGUUGGUAUGACAGCCAGGACUCAAGUAUUUCUAUGUUCAAAGUUUUGUUUAGAAAUAAGAUAAAAAAUGAAGAACUAUCAGAAAUUAAAGAUACAAUGGAGUUGUUGAAUAAAUUGGAGUACUCUGAUAAUUUGAACACAGCAGAUCUUACUCUUUUGUAUAACACCAUCAAGAUAACACAACAUUUUGGGUUAAUACGACGUAUCUCAAAACAUAUACCGGCAAACUCAUUGCCUGAUGUUAAGGAAAUGCCAAUUUCAGAAUUCAGUGAGCAAAGGCAAAAACUAAUGAAAUUUGGGUAUGUACUAACUAAAAAGGGUGUGAGGUUGAUUGAUGGAUUUUGUAAUACUCCUCUCAAGAAUUACAAAAACAGCUGGAGUAUGAUUAUUGAUCUAGAAGAAAGAGACAUUAUUAGUGAAGGCGAUGCUAUGAAGACAUUUAUUAGGAAUUUGGAAAAGCUUGAUCUUCCUCUGGCUGUGAAAGCAUUAAAUGAAGAGGCUGUACAGCACCCGAGACCAACUAAACCGAAGUAUGAAGAGGCUGAAAAGCACCCAAGACCAACUAAACCAAAGUCUGAAGCUACAAAUUCAAGGCCCAACAGCAAGCGACCAAACAAAACUGAGUCUCGAGACGAGCCUAAACCCAAAAUUACACGUGUUCAAUCCGAACCAAGUCCUGAAAUCACUCAACAAGAGUAUGUCCAACUAAAGUUUGUUGUGUCAAAGCACUGGAAAUAUGGAAGUCUUAAUAUGCUGAAAGUUUUACUAAGACAGUUUGGGUCACAAAUAGGUCAGGCAGAGUUACAGAACGCCAGCGAUGUAAUGGGUUUACUUAGAUUAUUGGAGGGAGUAGGUGUGGUCAACCGUUCAAACCCUGCAAUCAUCUUUGAAGCUGUUAAAAUUUCUGGCCUUGAGGGGGUAGAAUCAGAGAUAAAAAAAAUUGGUCCUAUAUUUGAAAGUUUUACACUUAAAAAUGUGAAAAUACGCAUAUUUUCCCGUUAUCGUCAAAAACUGAUCAAAUUUGGCAAAAUAUUAAAAACGUCUUCUGUUAAGACGAUUGGUGAAAUGCACGAAAUUGAUGAGAGUGUACACAAAGGGGAUCCGUGGAUUUUAAUAUGUGUACUGGAAGAAAAAAAUGUAAUCAAACAUAAUUCAGCGAAGGAAUUUGUUGAAUUAUUAAGGAAGUUCGAUAUGAAUGAUGAAGCGGCUAUAUUAGCCUAAGCUGAUUGUACAUCACUAAAGUGAUACUUAUGGCGUACUAUUUAAAAUAUAGAAAACAUUUCCUGAAAUAAAUCAGCUUUAUAACAAUUUUAUGUUGAAACACAAACAGAAUGUAUAUAAUCAUAGCCCGUUUUUUAGUGUUGUGUUAUGUUUAAUGUAGUAGUACCUGCGUCAGUGAUUUUUCACGUGUGUGUAAGCCUAUGUUGCAUUACGUUUUGUAAUAAUUGUGUGAAUAUUUUCAAUAAAAAACAAUUGUUUAUAGUUGAUUUGAAACAGGCUUAAUAGAUAGAGUUAAGAAGGUAAAACACUAAGCUGUAUACGAUAUCGAAUAUAUGAAAAGUGUAGGCUGCCGGCACAUUGCCUCUGACGAUUAGUGCUAACAAAUUUUCACAAACACGUGAUGCAAUAAUGGCAAAAUUAUUAUUUUUUAUUUUCGCUAAAUAUUUCAUCCGCUCCAAAUUGCUUUCCUAUUCUUCUUUCUUUGUAUGCAUCUUCCAUAUUUUCGUUAAGUUUAAUUAAUUUUUAUUUUUCUUAAUACAAAUUUAAGCAUAAUACUUACAGUAUAUAAAUAUAAAUUUAUAUGUAUAUCAUAAUAACCGACAGAUUUUUUACACAUACAUUAUUAAUUAUUAAAAAAAAAAUAAAACUCUUAACAUUUAAGGGCUGGUCUCUAUAUACUUGUUCUAUAGUUAACAUAAUACAAUCUUUGUUCAAUUGAAAGUCGUAGAUAUGUCCUGCUCUUGACCGCCCUAGAGUCACUCUCAGAUAGGCUUAUCUUCAUAUGACUUCUAUGAAUGGAUACUUGGCUCAAAGCAAGAAAUCAAGUUGUCUUUACCCAGUACCGUACGUGUUUUUAUCGGCGGGAAAUUUUAUAACUAUAUUAACUAUGUUUCUCAGUGUGUUAAUAUUUUAUUCAUUAACUAAUUAUUACUGUAUAUUUUAGUCAGUGUUUUUCAAAUAACUAUGUUCUCAUUUAAGCUCCCUUGCUGCGAUGUGAAUAAGUAAACCUGAAUAUAUUGAUUGAUUGAUUUAUUGAUUGAUUGAUCGACUGACUGAAUUACUGUCUGACUGAUAGAUUUAUUGAUUUUCUUUAGUUUUUCUCUCUUAAAAUUCUUAUACAGUAUUUGUAAUGUUUUAUUUAUUGGACAGUAGUUUUGACUGAACUUUCAUAAUUGCUUUAGCUGAUUUGAAAGAGGCCUAUAAGAUUUGGAAGUUAUAAGUUUAAGCUGUAGCGAAAUAUUCGUAACAGUUUGAUUUAAACAGAAAUUGAUUGAUUGAUUGUAUUUUUUGUUUUGCUUGAUUAUAAUUUUUAGUAAUGGAAUUUAAUUCUCAAUGUGCUAAUAUUUCAUUCAUAAACUAAAUUGUACAAUAUUUUAAAGUUAGUGUUUUUCUAAUGAAUUUUCUCUCAAUUCUGAGCUCUCUUGCUGCAAACGAGCAAUUUUAUGUACAUAUAUUUUUUAUGUAAAUAAAUAAGCCUGAAUAUAUUCAUUGAUUGAUUGGUUAGUUGAUUGAUUGAUUGAUUGGGUUAUUGAAUGAUUGAUUAAUUGCUGACUGACUGACUGAUUGUGUGAUUAAAAUUCUUAUAUUUUGUACCGUAAUCGUUUAUUUAUUAGACAGUAGUUUAGAUUAGACUUUCUUCGUUGCAUGUUUGAUGUUUUCAUACUGUAUAUGUAUGAAGAAUGGAAGAAUGUAAAUGUUUCUUUAAAUUGAAUUGAAUUGAAAUAGAAAAAAAAAUGUUAUUGAGCUUGACAUAGUUACCACGA